AUGGAGGCUUUUUCCGAAGACUGGGCCGACUUCACAGCCGAUGACGAGCGCUUGUUACCAGUCACAGUUUCGUGGACUGCUUCGCACAACGACACUAGAAGCUCCGAAUGGGGAAGUUGUAAAGAUUGGGGAUAUGACGAAGGCAACGAUCCCCUCUUCGACCUCGAUAACGUCGGUCGUGAUGCGGGCAGCGACCUGUUCAACGGGAGCUUCAGCGACCAAACCACCCACGCGCCGUCUCUCAGUCCGAGAAAUCUUUUCCUAAAUGACCAAGGAGGCAGCCUUCAUAUUCCCUCGGAGGUUCCCCUGAAAGACGACAGCUAUUCUGGUCACGACGAGGUCGCUUCUCCGAUUGACGAUCUUCAUGCGGGCCUGGACGAUGAUGAUCUAGGUCGGUAUCUGAGUGAGGGAGCUGUUCACCAUGCGGAUGCCGCGACUGGCACCUCAAUGGGCAGCGGCAAAAACAAAGGUUCCAGCACAUCUCUCGACGGGGUUGCCUUUUUCGAUGACCUGGGUUCCAUUUGCGGUGGCCACGAUUUACCGAGUCAAAACACCGACAGCGCUCCCAACAUCGACAACACUAUCAAUACGCACAACACCACCUCUACCAACACCAACAGCACCAUUAACAUCAGCAACACCAUCAACACCGGAAUCACCAUCGACGAUGACGAAAUCCUUGUGCCCACCGAUAACGGCAACUUCGGUGCCGAUUACAACGAGCUGUCUAUUGGCGGUGAGGAGAUUGCUCAGCAACUCAAGCCAGACAACCUCGCUAGCGUUCCUUCCGAUGGAUACGAUUAUUUCGCCGACGAACAAUUCUUUGAUAUGCCCUCUGGCUUCCAGCUUGCUUCCAACGGCCUGGAAGUGGGUUCAAGCCCAGAAGAGCCGGGUUCCAGUGUCCAGAACCCGCUGGAGAUCGCUGACGACGAAGUCGAGGAUGGCUUCCAUGACGCGCACGUUCUCGGUACAUCUGCACACAGAAGCAGUUCAUCGACCACAGUCAAGAUGCCCGAAUCCCGGGCUUUCGACUUUCAAGACACGGAGGCACCAGUCUUCGUAUCGUAUGCCGAAGUCGAACUCAUCAUCCCCACCCCCCGGAAAGCCAUCAGCCCUGUGCAGCCGGGAACCAGCAAGUGCUUUGCGUGCCUGGCAAACAAGACCAGUCAGGAGUUCAAGAAACUGGUCUCCUGGCGGCUGCAGCGGGGCCUUUACUCAUGUACCGGCUGUUAUGUCGGUGCUGGACCAGUCCCGAACGUCUUGGACGAGUGGUGUCGCGAGAAGCAAAGGGAGAGAAGGAGAAGGAUUGCCGCCGAGGCAAAUGGCGAGAUUUAUGUGCCUGGUGGCGGUGAAGAGGAUGUUGACGCUGGACCUGGGACCGGAGCCUCGGAGGCCCAGUCCACCGCCUCUUUACACAAGAGAGGCGCUUCGGCUAUGGCGGGCGGUAGUGAUAGCACUGAAGGCACCACCAAGAAAGCCCGCCUAACAAAACAGGUGGCCAACAAAACUUCGGAGCCGAUUCAGAGGCCUGGAAGCCCGAAGAGGAAGAUGAGAGGAUUGGGGCAGCCUCCGGCUGAGCUUUGA
This is a messenger RNA of Neurospora crassa OR74A, 1584 nucleotides long. RefSeq lists its product as hypothetical. The transcript is spliced from 2 exons. Bases 1 to 1584 code for a protein of 527 amino acids. The record is from RefSeq and is a predicted model, not a curated record. Lineage: Eukaryota; Fungi; Ascomycota; Sordariomycetes; Sordariales; Sordariaceae.